AUGUCUCAAUCCACAGAACAGCCUCAAACUGAGCUCACGCUCGCCUCCAAAGUCAUUGCCAUCACCGGUGCCAACCGCGGAAUCGGCCUUGGUAUCGCAGAGUCCUGCCUGGUCAACGGCGCCGCAGCAGUCUACUCAAUCGACAUCAGCGACAAGACAGGCGAUGACUUUGCUGUGCUCUCCAAGCGUUUCCCCGGAAAGCUCCACGCCAUCACAGCCAACGUCACAGAAGAAGAAACGAUCAUCGCGGCCAUCGACAAGAUCAUUGCCGAGGCCGGAGGCUUACAUGGUAUGGUUGUGAACGCUGGCCGAACACACCACAAGGCCGCGCUCGAUUUCACAAAGGAUGAGAUUACCACACUUUUCAACGUCAACCUCUUUGGGGCUUUCUUCACUGCUCGUGCUGCGGCAAAGGCGUUUAUCAAGCAAGGGGUUAAGGGGAGUAUCGUUUUCACGGCGAGUAUGGCGUCUUACCGGCCGAACAAGCGCGUCCCCUCAGCACCCUACGGCGCUUCCAAGGCUGGUAUCCGCAACAUGACACACACGCUCGCUAUGGAAUGGGCGCAGUACAACAUCCGCGUAAACAGUGUUUCCCCCGGACUUGUUCAAACAGCAAUGACAUACUGGGUGCCUCAGCAGCCUGAUUGGGAGCAGCAAUUGAAGUACUACGGUGGUAUGCCGAGACUGGCUGAUACCCGGGAGCUUGGUGGAGCCUAUGUCUACUUGUUGAGUGAUGCUGCGAGCUACACGACCAGCAUUGAUAUCCCUGUCAAUGGAGUUAUCGGAAUUUGUUAA
Messenger RNA from Aspergillus calidoustus, 795 nucleotides. The record is from the annotation of a GenBank genome assembly. NCBI's taxonomy places the organism in Eukaryota, Fungi, Ascomycota, Eurotiomycetes, Eurotiales, Aspergillaceae.